This is a messenger RNA of Suricata suricatta (meerkat), 1128 nucleotides long. It is a transcript of the gene MSTN, whose product is annotated as myostatin. The record is from RefSeq and is a predicted model, not a curated record. Gene Ontology annotation, biological process: SMAD protein signal transduction. Lineage: Eukaryota; Metazoa; Chordata; Mammalia; Carnivora; Herpestidae. Gene Ontology annotation, molecular function: growth factor activity; cytokine activity. The transcript is spliced from 3 exons. Bases 1 to 1128 code for a protein of 375 amino acids. Gene Ontology annotation, cellular component: extracellular region.
AUGCAGAAACUGCAAAUCUAUGUUUAUAUUUACCUGUUUAUGCUGAUUGUUGCUGGUCCAGUGGAUCUAAAUGAGAACAGUGAGCAAAAAGAAAAUGUGGAAAAAGAGGGGCUGUGUAAUGCAUGUACUUGGAGACAAAACACUAAAUCUUCAAGAAUAGAAGCCAUAAAAAUCCAAAUCCUCAGUAAACUUCGCCUGGAAACGGCUCCUAACAUCAGCAAAGAUGCUAUAAGACAACUUUUGCCCAAAGCUCCUCCGCUCCGGGAACUGAUUGAUCAGUACGAUGUCCAGAGAGAUGACAGCAGUGAUGGCUCUUUGGAAGACGACGAUUACCACGCUACCACGGAAACGAUCAUCACCAUGCCCACCGAGUCUGAUCUUCUAAUGCAAGUGGAAGGAAAACCCAAAUGCUGCUUCUUUAAAUUUAGCUCUAAAAUACAAUAUAAUAAAGUUGUAAAGGCCCAACUGUGGAUAUAUCUGAGACCAGUCAAAACUCCGACAACAGUGUUUGUGCAAAUCCUGAGACUCAUCAAACCCAUGAAAGACGGUACAAGGUAUACUGGAAUCCGAUCUCUGAAACUUGACAUGAACCCAGGCACUGGUAUUUGGCAGAGCAUUGAUGUGAAGACAGUGUUGCAAAAUUGGCUCAAACAGCCUGAAUCCAACUUAGGCAUUGAAAUCAAAGCUUUAGAUGAGAAUGGUCAUGAUCUUGCUGUAACCUUCCCAGGACCAGGAGAAGAUGGGCUGAAUCCCUUUUUAGAAGUCAAGGUGACAGACACACCAAAAAGGUCCAGAAGAGAUUUUGGGCUUGACUGUGAUGAGCACUCAACAGAAUCUCGGUGCUGUCGUUACCCUCUCACUGUGGAUUUUGAAGCUUUUGGAUGGGAUUGGAUUAUUGCACCCAAAAGAUAUAAGGCCAAUUACUGCUCUGGAGAGUGUGAAUUUGUGUUUUUACAAAAAUAUCCUCAUACUCAUCUUGUACACCAAGCAAACCCCAGAGGUUCAGCAGGCCCCUGCUGUACUCCCACAAAGAUGUCUCCAAUUAAUAUGCUAUAUUUUAAUGGCAAAGAACAAAUAAUAUAUGGGAAAAUUCCAGCCAUGGUAGUAGAUCGCUGUGGGUGCUCAUGA